Messenger RNA from Wallemia mellicola CBS 633.66, 3008 nucleotides. RefSeq lists its product as hypothetical. Gene Ontology annotation, molecular function: protein-macromolecule adaptor activity. Gene Ontology annotation, biological process: intracellular protein transport; vesicle-mediated transport; organelle fusion. The record is from RefSeq and is a predicted model, not a curated record. Lineage: Eukaryota; Fungi; Basidiomycota; Wallemiomycetes; Wallemiales; Wallemiaceae. Gene Ontology annotation, cellular component: HOPS complex; endosome. The transcript is spliced from 4 exons. The coding region runs from base 14 to 2965 and encodes 983 amino acids.
GACGAUUACGACGAUGCUUGAUGAGUUCGUACAACACCCAAAUAACAAUCACGUAAUAAAAUCAAGAAUUGAUAAUUUAGACGAACAAGGUUGGAAUUCUGAUCCAACCUUGCAAUUAUUAGACAUAGACAAUCAAAAUGGGGAUUUAGAAGACACAAUAUUUGAACUGACUCAGGUUCAAUUCUCUCCGCCUUCUCAUAUUGUCAAUCUGACCGUUAUCAACAACCAUCUCUUCAUUUUGUUAGAAACUGGACAGAUUUUACAGAUUAAUUUAUUACAAGCUGAUAUUAUUGAUAAUUUAGAUAUCACGUCUACUACUUUAAGUAGGAAUGCGAAGGUUUAUGUUGAUCCUACACUUAAACACCUUAUCGUAGUCGAUACAACAGAGAAUGGUGUUCAUUAUAUACAUACGGACACAAGACGUGCCAAGUUGUUGCCAAAAUUGAGUAGGUUGGGCUUAAGUACCCUACAUUUUGUUAAUACAAGGUCAUCAUCAUUUCAACAAUCAGCUGUAAUUCUAGUGGGAACUUUUGAAGGAAAUGUCUAUCAAUCGGUUAUAAACCCAAAUCCAUCAGACAUUUUCAGAAAAAACAGUGAAGAGAGACAAAUCAAGCUGUUAUUCUCAUUUAAAGAGUCAAUUGUUGAUAUACGAAGUCACAUUAAUGAUGAUAGAAAAUCAGCUGUCGUUUUUGUCAUAACUAAAUCAAGAACUUACACUUUCAUUGGGCCAUUUGGUAGAAUGGACAACGACGGUGGUGUUGGAUUCGAAGGUGUAUUCUCUCAGUCACCAUUCUCAAUUAAGAUAAGCGAGAGUGGACUUUCAUCACAUACGUCCUUCAACUAUGAUGUUCGAUUAGCUAGGAAUUCACUCUCACCACCAAAAUCAAUUGCUUGGUUAUGCGACAAAUCUCUCUACAACGCUAAAUUGGAUUUAAGCACACACAACCCUGAAAUGGUAUUCCAAAAAUCCACUCUGACGGAUGUUGAUGUAGAAGCUAAGAGUAUCUUAUUAACAGAACAUCAUUGUUUAUGUUUAUACCAAGGCGGGAUUAAGUCGUUAAGAUUACUUGAUGGUGCAGUUAUAUGGGAUGAACCACUUCCAGAUACGAUCAUCGGUAUGCAGAGGGAUGACCUCUGUGGGACGUUCUGGCUAUACUCUCAUGAUUCUAUUUACGAGUUAACAGUUAGAGAUGAAGACAGGGAUGUAUGGACUGUAUAUCUAAGUAAGCGGGAAUUUGAUAAUGCCCUGAAAGUUUGCAAGAAUACACAACAAAGAGAGAUUAUAUUGGCAAAGCAAGCUGAUGUCUUUUUCGCUCAAGGAAAGUACAUACAAUCCGCUCAAGCGUACGCACAAUCGACAACCAAAGCAUUUGAAACCGUAGUUUUGAAAUUCGUAGAUGCAAAUGAAAGAGAUUCAUUGAGGUAUUACUUAAGUGCCAGACUGGAGAGGACAAGAAAAGCGGAUUUAACACAACGCAUGAUGUUAGCUACUUGGAUGUUGGAAAUAUACCUUGAUAAAUUAAACCAACUAGAAGAUCUAAUGGCUAGUGAAUCAACAGAGGAUGAUACUGAAAAUGCUAAAACUGAAUAUUCAAUGAUGGAAGAUGAUCUUAAAACGUUUUUGAGUACUUACAAAAAUAACUUGGAUAGGAAAGUAGUCUACGAUAGCUUUAAAAUUCAUGGUAGAUAUAAUUUACUACUUGAAUAUGCUAGUUAUGUUGAAGAUUGGUCCACGAUUGUUGAAGAUCACGUUCAUAGUGGUAGAUGGAAUGAUGUUUUAGAAACUCUACCAAAACAAACAAAUCGAGAUUUGUAUUAUAGAUAUGCCUUUCUGUUGCUUAGAGAAGCAUCGGAGAAGACUAUUGAAAUAUGGAAGCGAGAACCGAGGUUAGAAUUAAAACGACUUAUACCAGCUUUGAUACAAACCGAAAAGCUCUCCAAGGAGAGUAGAAGAUGCGCCAUAGACUACCUACUGUGGAGGAUCGACUCCGAUGGAAGUCAAGAAGCUAUAGCACACAACCUCUAUAUCAAUUUAUUAUCGAAAGACAGUGAAAACGAGGACGAAUUAGUUGAAUACCUUAAAAGAACACCUACGCCGAAGUUUGAUGUUGACUUCGCCUUGAGAUUAUUUGACAAAAGGGGCCUCAAUAAGGCUUGCAUACAGGUUUACGCUAUUAUGAAACUAUAUGACUGUAGUGUAGAUCUCGCGAUCAACUCUGGUGAUUUGAAUCUAGCCAAGGUUUAUGCAGACAAACCUACCGAUGAUCCUAUCCUGCGCAAGAAAUUAUGGUUGAGAAUUGCAAGAGUUAUAGUUCAAGAUCAACAUGAUAUAAAGAGUGCUAUGCAAUUUUUAGAAGGUUCAGAUGUAUUACAGUUGGAAGACAUACUACCCUUUUUCCCGUCAUUUGAAGUCGUUGAUGACUUUAAAGAAGAGAUUUGCAAUGCUUUGGAUAGGUACUCAUCAAGAAUUCAAGAUCUUCAAGUUGAUAUGGACGAAUCAGCACGGACUUCUCAACGCAUAAAGGACGAAAUGGAGAAAUUGAAAGAUAGAUACGUCGUUAUUUCACCUAAUGAGAAGUGUGCUCUAUCUGGAAAAUCAAUAUCUGGUUGCGAAUUUUAUGUAUUCCCUACGCAACGUGUAUACAGAGCAGACGCAUUGCUUGAAAGGCUCACAACGUAUGCAGAACCGUCAACACUUAAGAGAAUAAUUGAAUUGCAGUCAGAAAUCGAAGGCGUUAAGACAACACCGAAGAGUUCAUACUUCACUGGAGAACGAUUAAGAGAGCUUAUCGUACCAUCAACUAUAAAUCAAAUAUUUAACACAUCAACAAAACGCAGAAAGGAUGUCUCAAAACUUCGUAAAGAAUUGGAUGAAAUAUUGACGAAAUCAGACCCAUUAGUGGAGGAAUCUAUAAUUAACAUAGAUAAACCAUUCGCUAGUAUAAACCAAGAGUGGAAUUUAUAAGAUAUAUUUUUGUAUAUUUUUUUCUCUAAUACCCAAAUCCAUU